Medicago truncatula (barrel medic) is the source of this 2401-nucleotide messenger RNA. Its product is annotated as U-box domain-containing protein 18. NCBI's taxonomy places the organism in Eukaryota, Viridiplantae, Streptophyta, Magnoliopsida, Fabales, Fabaceae. The coding region runs from base 60 to 2126 and encodes 688 amino acids. The record is from RefSeq and is a predicted model, not a curated record. The transcript is spliced from 2 exons. Gene Ontology annotation, biological process: protein ubiquitination. Gene Ontology annotation, molecular function: protein binding; ubiquitin-protein transferase activity.
UCAUUCUCAUUCUCCUCCUGAGCAAACUUUUCUAAUUCCCCUCUGCUCCAAAUUCUUAAAUGACUCCAACCCAACGCCGUCCCUUAUCCUUUCCAGCAGUCCACCCCUGCAAAUCCAUCUCUGCUUCAACCCUCUUAACUUCCCUCAUCACUCUCUCACAAAACAUAUGCACUUUUCAACCAAAUACCUUCCCUACUCAAAAACCAUACGCCAGAGAAACAAAACGCCAAAUCCAAAUUCUUCUCAUAUUCUUCCAAGACCUUCAAUCACAUAACUCUUUCAUCCCCCAACCAAUCAUUCCUGUCUUCUCCGAACUUCACUUCACACUACAAAAAAUUCACUUCUUAUUCCAAGAUUGUUCAAUUCAAGGCACAGGUCUCUUGUUGCUCGUCAAAUACCAAUUCGUUGCCACACAGUUUUAUCUUCUCAUAUGCUCAGUCUCAAAAUCUCUUGACGCGUUACCCCUUAAUCUCAUCGAUGUAUGCGAUGAGGUUAAAGAGGUAAUUCAAUUACUAACCAAACAAGCUAGACAUAUCCAGCUGGAACUUGAUCAUAAUGAUGAAUACACAGCCAAAAGCGUCAACUCAAUUUUGAAUCAAUUCGAACUAGGAAUUGAACCUGAUGUAGAUUCCAUCAAACAAGUACUUGAUUAUCUUGAAAUCAAAACUUGGUUUGAUUGUAACAGAGAAAUCAAAUUCCUCCAAGACGAAGAACUAGAGAAACAUCAAUAUCAAGAGAAAGAGAUUCAUUUGUUGAGUGGUUUAAUAGGUUUUUUGUGCUAUUGUCGUGUGAUAAUAUUCGAAACACUAGAUUUUCAAUUUCAACUGCUAAGCCAUAACAAAACUGAAACCAGGUGCACAGCAGAGAUGUUAAACUACAUAACACCGGAUGAUUACCGUUGUCCGAUUUCUCUGGAACUAAUGACAGAUCCUGUAACUGUUUCCACUGGCCAAACAUACAACAGAACCUCAAUUCAAAAAUGGUUUAAAGCAGGAAACAUGACAUGUCCAAAAACAGGAGAAAGACUCAUUUCCACUGAGCUUUUUCCCAACACAGCACUUAAAACACUUAUCCAACAGUUCUGUUAUGAUAACAAAAUUUCAGUUUCAACAUCCAAGCUCCACAUCAGCAAACCUGCAUCCACGGUUAAUCCCGGUAGUCCAGCUGCAGCACAUGCAAUACAAUUCACGUCAUGGUCAUUAGCCCGGAGACUAGUUUUCGGAACAGAGGAACAGAAAAACAAAGCAGCUUAUGAGAUUCGUUUACUCGCGAAAUCAAAUGUUUUCAACACGGCAUGUUUGGUUGAAAUUGGAACUGUGCCACCGUUGAUUGAUCUUGUUCUAACUUCAACAACGCAAGAGAACGCAAUUGCUGCUCUUUUGAAGCUUUCGAAGCAUACUAAUGGCCGCGAAGUUAUCAUGGAGAGUAGAGGUUUAAAACCUAUUGUUACAGUUCUCAGAAAAGGAUUUAGUUUAGAAGCCCGUCGAGUUGCAGCUGGUAUAAUAUUUUACCUCACUUCAGUGAAAGAGUACAGAAAAUUAAUAGGCGAAAAUUCAGAGGCAGUUUCUGGUUUAGUUGAAUUGAUAAAGAAAGGAACAAUUCGAGGAAAAAAGAACGCGGUGCUUGCAAUUUUCGGGUUGUUAUUGCUUCAUAAGAAUCAUUCUAAGGUACUUAACUCUGGUGUUGUUCCGGCUAUUGUUAAAGUUUUAGGUUCUUCGGAUAAAGGUUAUGUUGUUAAUGAUUGUUUAGCGGUUUUGGUAGCAUUGGCGGAGAAUGUGGAUGGUGCUCGUGCUGUAUUAGAAUGCUCGGGUUUGUCAUUGGUUAUUGGGAUUUUGCAAUCUGCAAAUUCGCGUGCGGAGAAGGAGUACUGUGUUUCCAUUUUGGUUUCACUAUGUGUUAAUGUUGGUGGAGAGGUUGUUAGUGUUUUGGCGAAGCAUGCUUCGGGGAUUAUGCCUUUGCUUUAUGCAAAUCUUACCGAUGGUACUCCUCAAGCGGAGAAGAAAGCGCGGAAACUUAUUAAUGUCUUGCAAGAAUUUGAUGAGAAGAGGACUUUGGGAAUGGUGCUGGUUAUUUGCUUGAUGUCAGGUGUUGGUUCAUGUGGGUGUUGUUGUUGCUGUUGCAUAUAAUAAUGACUGAAAUCUUCUCUGCACUACAACUACGACGUUGCUAAUUUUUUCGGGCAACAUAAUUUAUGCUGAAACAAAUGAGUAUGCUAGUGUGUGAAUUGGGAUGGCAAUUGGCCCGAGAUUCGAUGGAUAUCCGUAAUGGGUGGGGUAAAACCAUCUUUUAUGGGUUCGGAUAUUACCCGUAAAUUUUAAUGGAUACGAGUAAGAGUAAUAUACUACCCAACCUCGCAAUCCGCAUAUAUAUAUUUAUAUAAUAUGAUAAAUAAUUUAUUUAA